AUGCCUCAGGUUGUCAGUGACUGUGGGGUGAUACCUGCUGCCACAGCUUCCUCCCAGAGAGAUGAAGCUGCAGGAGCAGCAGGAGGAUCCUUAGCAGCACUGUUGGCAUCUCAGUGCCAGGGGUGCAAUGCCUUGCCUGAGUUGUUGGCCACCUCCACCUCAGCAGAGGCUCAAGAGGACGCGCAGGUUCUGCUGGACUCCCUGGGCCGCGGCAACCCCAAGUACCAGCACCAAGUCUACAAAGGCCUCAUCGCGGUGCUGCCGUGCGCCUCCCCCCGAGCCCAGCAGCUGGCUCUGCAGACACUGGGGGCGAUGCAGGAGCUGGUGGGAGAGGCGCCCCCCGCGCUGCUGGAGCCCCUGCUGGCCGUGCUGGGCUCGGCGCACCUGGAGGUGCAGCAUGAAGCCCUGCAGCUGCUGCCGGCCCUGCUGCCCCUCCGUGUCCGCCCGGCCCUGCUGGCGGCGCUGGUGGCCGCGUUGACGCCUCCCGGGCACCCAGCGCUCGCCUCCCGCAGCGAGAGCACCGCAGACCCAAACGCGCUGUGCCCGAGGGAGCCAACGCUGGCGUACAUUCAGCAGGCAGCUGCCGCAAAAGCCAUUGGGGAGAUGUGGAGUCCUUUCAGCUCUCGUCCUGUCUGCUGUCACAAUGUCCCCUUUAUGGCUGGGCCUGGAUGCAAUGUGUGUGUGUCCUUCCACAGCACAGGGCUGAGGGGUGCUGUAUUGCUCAAGACCACCAUAUUCUCCACAUAGCUGUGAGCCACAAGU
This is a messenger RNA of Anas platyrhynchos (mallard), 762 nucleotides long. Lineage: Eukaryota; Metazoa; Chordata; Aves; Anseriformes; Anatidae. The record is from RefSeq and is a predicted model, not a curated record.